Molecule: messenger RNA, 5946 nt
Organism: Astyanax mexicanus (Mexican tetra)
Lineage: Eukaryota; Metazoa; Chordata; Actinopteri; Characiformes; Acestrorhamphidae
Product: probable G-protein coupled receptor 21
Exons: 1
Coding region: 933-1970 (345 amino acids)
Biological process (GO): G protein-coupled receptor signaling pathway
Cellular component (GO): membrane
Molecular function (GO): G protein-coupled receptor activity
Source: RefSeq, a predicted model, not a curated record
UCUGCAUCGCGCCACUCUUCCCCCUCAUUUCCAUCCCAGACGCUGGCUUCUCUCAGGAGAGCCCCUCUCUCCAUUUGAAAUGCCAAUCACCGCUGGCCGUACCUUCAUCCUCGAUCACACAGCGAGAGCGCUGGGCACCGAGGAGAUUUCCCGCUCUUCCUACUCCAGCUGACUGAAGUUGCUGUGACGGAGAGAAAGAGCGGCAUCUGGAUGACUCCGGGAAUUUGGGUUUUUGUCUUUUUAUCUGAGUACAGCAGCAAGCUUGGGACUUGUGAAUUCUUUGGGAUUUUUUUUCUGAUGCCUUCUUCUUCUUCUUCUUCUUCUUCUUCUUUUAACCUCUGGACUAAUCGCUAAUCUAGUAUCAUCAUGUAAUCAGAGUGGAGGGAACUUCACUUCCUUUGCCCUCUGUUUCUGUUUCCUCGAACAUCCUUCGCUUGGCACCGGACUGCUGCCCUGCUUCUCUGGCACAGCUGCGAAUCGCCCAGGAAAAGGAAAGAGGAAAGAGAGGAAAGAGGAGACAAACGACGAAGGAUAGGAAUAAGAAGCAAAAGAAGGAAGGUAGGGGACGAAGGGUAGUGUACGUGCUGUGCUACUGUUUUUUUUUUUUGCAAAUUCUGCAAAGCUGACUUACCACAGCUUUUCCAGCUUUGUGUCCCGUCUUGUUCCAUUUGUUCCAAGGAUAUUUACUGACUUUGCAAACCAAAGGAAGGUGUAAAAACCAAAGGAUUUCCUCGGACUAACCUUCUCAGACUAUGUGUUUCAUGUUGCUGCUGAGAUGCUGAGAUGGAGAUGGCAGGCGUGAGCACUUCUUCUCCUCCUUGCUUAUCUGCCGGAGAAAGCCGCAAGCCGGCCGGCUGUUGCUGAGCUAGGCCUCCCCCCUCCCUCCCGAGGAAGCAUCCUCCUCCUCCCCCUUAUCAUCGCCUUCAAACAAGAUGAACUCAACAACUGAGCUUAACCAGAGCGUCGUGACCUUCUGUCUCCUGGACGUUGGCUACUCUCAGAUCUUCAACACCUGCCUGCUGGAAGUUGCUGUCAUCCUCUUCCUCACAGUGCUCAUCAUCUCCGGAAACCUGGUGGUGAUUUUUGUCUUUCACUGCGCCCCGUUGCUCAGCCACCACACCACCAGCUCCUUUAUACAGACUAUGGCGUACGCAGACCUGCUGGUAGGUGUCAGCUGCCUCAUUCCGUCCUUGUCUCUUCUGCACCACAUGGAAGGUCUGGACGAGAGACUUACCUGCACGAUCUUUGGGUACAUGGUUUGCGUCCUAAAGAGCGUCUCCAUGGCCUCGCUGGCUUGUGUCAGCGUGGACAGAUAUGUGGCAAUCACUCGACCGUUGUCCUACACAGCGCUGGUGACGCCUUGCCGCUUGCGAGCUUGCAUUGUUCUCAUAUGGAUUUAUUCUGCCCUCAUCUUCCUUCCCUCGUUUCUUGACUGGGGGAAGCCGGGGUAUCACGGCGAUGUGGUCAAGUGGUGCUCGACUUCCUGGAACACCAAGCCAGUUUUCACUGCCUUCAUCGUGGCAGCGCUGUACGCUCCUGCGGCUCUUACCGUGUGCUUCACGUAUGCCCACAUCUUCCGCAUCUGUCGACAGCACACCCGGCAGAUCAGCGAGAGACGGGCACGUUUUGGACCACAGGAAACUGAACCCGGUGAACCGGCUUGCCCAGACAAGCGUUACGCCACCGUGCUCUUCCGAAUCACCAGUGUCUUCUACCUGCUGUGGCUCCCGUACAUCAUUUACUUCCUCCUGGAGAGCGCCCGGAUAUACAGUCACCCUGCCGCCUCCUUUCUGACCACGUGGCUGGCCAUCAGCAACAGCUUCUGCAACUGCCUCAUCUACAGCCUGUCCAACAGCGCCUUCCGCAAAGGCCUCAAGCGCCUUUGUCUUCUUUGCCUACAGCGUUCGGACACCGCCAAGAAGCCCCUCGGAGCUCCGCCGGCUCCUGCACGGCCGACUUGUCACGUUUAGUGCCCUCUGGGGACUGGAGAGCGUAUUGUGUCCGUGUCUCGGCGGCAAAGUCUCGGUAUGGAAAGGGACUUGCUUUGGCAUCUGGGCAGCGGCCCAGUUCUUGUCCCUUUCGGAGGGUUUCAGACAAGACCGGGUCAAGACCAUUGAUGUCCGUUUGUCUACGUGAGAUGUAGCAAGCAAGCAAGCCAGUCCUUGACGCAAAGGAGUGACCCAUGACCCCAGCCAUCAACGGAUGGGAUGACGAUGACUGGGUGGAAGUUGUUGCUGUGAGCAACUCGAAUUGGGUUCAGAUAAACAGCCUGUAGCAAAAACGAUGGUAUUGAUGGAAGGAAUUGAGGAUGAUGGAAGAUGACGUUGAGAAAUCAUAGUGUCCUUGUGUUAUUUAAAAAAAAGAAAAGUCUCUUUGUUAAUGCAAAGAAAAGAUGUCUACUCUUAGGUUAUCCAAAUGCUUGAACAAAAUGUAUCAAAUCUUAGCCAGCUGGUCUGUGGAUGUGUUUUAUCCCCACUGGUUCCCAUAACUUUGAUGGAUUUUUGCCUUUACGCCUUUAUGUUGUUUCUCGUCAUGCCAGAGGAUGCUAGUGACAAUUAUCAAACUUAAAACACUUAUUUUAGAGAAAUGUAGCAUUAGCAUCAUUUGCUAUUUCGGUUCAUCCAGGCUCCUCCAAACAACAAAAUCUUAAAAUUGUGCUUCACUUAAACGUUACUUACCAGAGUUUAGUAGUAUCAGCAGUUUUUAAGAAGUGCUUGUUAACACCAAUGACGUUUUAAUGUUUAGCAAUGUACAAUGUACCAGCACUCUUCUUUUGAUUUUUACUUCCAGGACCUACUUUGACUCCUAGAACCUUUUUGGGACUUAUUCUAUAUUCAAAUAUUCUAUCUCACCCCCACUCAAAGACGGUAAUUCUCUCUCUCUCUCUCUCUAUGGUGAAUCAAGCUUUUUGUAUUUUAAAAAAGAAAAUUUCCAAGCCACGUUUCCAAGCUCUUCACGUAGAAGGAUUGCAUAACGUUGCCUGUAGUCAGAGGACAAACCGUAUGAGAGGGUCACCAGACAAACGAGCUGUUCUUCCUCCAGAUUGUACCAGAGAUGCACUUUCUGCUGGUGUUUCUUGCACGUCUUCUUCGUCUGUUUGUCCUGUAGACCUGGCUGAUGUGGAAGAGUGAUUUAGCUGGAGUAGAGUCGAGGGAAUUGCCUUCAGAAAGAUGACCAACAUAAAGUGAAGAUCCUUUUUAAAAACAAGUUUUCUGAACAUUAGAAAACCACUUGUUUUUUUGCCUACAGUUCUGUUUGAUUAGGGGUGGGUGAUAUGUAGAGCUGCAACGAUUAGUCGAUAUAAUCAACAAUGAUGAUUAUUUGAAUUUGUCUCUACAAAUUUAAUUGUCGAUUAAUCAUUAACAUGUAACAGUAUUGCAUUACACAAAGUGCUGGGGACAGAAACGCAAUGGGAGAUAAAGGAUAAGUGUCUCACUCACGCAGGUUAUACUCAAUUUAAUGUUCAGCUGUUUCUAUCACUUAUACAGAUGGAGGAGAUGGCAGAAAUAAUACUAAUAAAAAAAAAUAGUAUUCAUUAGAUUAGACAACUACCAAAAUAAUCAUUAGUUGCAGCCCUAGUUAUAUGGUAAAAAAAAAAAUAAUAAUAAUAAUAAUAAUAAUGUAUUAGGAUAUUUAAGAACUAAUUAGAUCUUUAAAACAAACAAAAAAAACACCAUAAAAAUACGAUUCCAAAAUUAUACUUAAAGUAAUUUUAAUUUUUAAAAAAGUCCUAUCACUGUCCUUCAGCCAGUUUAAAAAGUAGCCUCUGGCACAUAUUUGCAAUUUUUUAACCACUUUAUUGCUUUAUUAUUAUUAUUUUUUUAUCUCUGUUAUUUGGAAUAUUAAGAAUGGUAGCUGUCAUAUUAACAGCUACCAUUUAAAAGUUGAGCUCCGAUACAUUAACAGUUGUUUAAAUAGUUGCUUUUAUUUUAUAUUCAGUAACUAAUUCAAUGUUGAUUGAAGUACUGUAUACAUUUAUAUCAAGUUUUUAAGUUAAACAUUAUUCUUGAUGUGUCUAAGAGUAAAAAGUAACACAAUAUCGUCGCUGUCCAAUUAAAAAAAAGCAAGUAUUAGAGUAUUAAGUCUAGUACUUGGCUAAAAUGUUAUUUUAAUGGUUAAAAAAUGUUUUGAAGAUGUUGGACGUUUUUUAUUGGACAUCGACGAAUUAUGCCACAAUAUCAUCAUAUCGCCCACCUCUAGUCUUGAUUUGAGACUUAUUGCUAUGUUCUAGAUUAAGUAUUAAGUCUAGUACUUGGCUAAAAUUUAAUUUCAUUUCAUAAUGUUUUAAAGAUGUAUUGGAGAUGUUUUGGUGAUUUUUUAUUUUUUUAUUUUUGUACAUCGAUGAUAUAUUCUACAAUAUCAUCAUACCGCCCACCUCUAGUCUUGAUUUGAGACUUAAUACUAUGCACUAGAUAGGGUAUUAAGUCUAGUACUUGGCCAAUAUUUUCUUUUAAUGGUUAAAAAAUGUUUUGGAGAUGUUUUUGGUUUUUUAUUGGACAGUGAUGGUAUUCACUACAUUAUCAUCAUAUCGCCCAUCACUAAUCUUGAUUUGAGACUUAUUACUAUGUACUAGACUGAGUAUUAAGUCUAGUACUUGGCUAAAAUUUACUUUUAAUGGUUAAAAAUGUUUUGGAGAUGGUGGACAUGUUUUAUUUGUAUUUGACAUCGAUGAUAUCUACUACAAUGUCAUCAUAUCGCCCACCUCUAAUCUUGAUUUUAGAAUUAUUACUAUGUACUAGAUUGAGUUUUAAAUCUAGUACUUGUCAAAAAUGUUAUUUUAAUGGUGAAUAAUGUUUUGGAGAUGUUUUGGUGAUGUUGGACAUGUUUUUUUUAUGGACAUCGACGAUAUAUUCUACAAUAUCAUCAUAUCGCCCACCUCUAGUCUUGAUUUAAGAUGUAUUACUAUGUACUAAGAAAGAGUAUGCCUUUAUUGAUUGUGAAUUAUUGUAAUUUUCUCACUCUCUGUGAGUUUUUGACUGACGGUUUACUUGAUUUACUUGGUUUUUAUCUGGUUUACUCUAAACUUUAGCCUGCCAUGGGUUUGCCAAGGGGGUAAAUGGGUAUUUUUGGGUGGGUUCAGUCCAUUAAAACGUGGUUUAAUGGAGGAGGAAAGGUAGGGUGGGGUUGGGUGGGGUGUUCCAACAACAGCACUGUACGUUUUAAGCAUCCGUCUUAGAAGGAAACUGCACAGGGCGAGGUGGGUGAUGAUUACUAGUUUUUUACUACUUAUUUUGUUCUAAUACUCUUUAUUUGCAGCGUUUAGAGCUGCUCAAAGCAAUGCACAUACAUCUCUGGAAAAAAAUUAAAAGAGCAUUUCAGUUUCUGAAUCAGUUUCUCUGAUUUUGCUAUUUAUAGGUUUAUGUUUGAGUAAAAUGAACUUUGUUGUUUUAUUCUAUAAACUACAGACAACAUUUCUCCCAAAUUCCAAAUAAAAAUAUUCUCAUUUAGAGCAUUUAUUUGCAGAAAAUGAGAAAUGGCUGAAAUAACAAAAAAGAUUCAGAGCUUUCAGACCAAAUAAUGCAAAGCAAACAAGUUCAUAUUUAUAAAGUUUUAAGAGUUCAGAAAUCAGUAUUUGGUGGAAUAACCCUGUUUUUUAAUCACAGUUUUUUUCAUGCAUCUUGGCAUCAUGUUCUCCUCCAUCAGUCUUACACACUGCUUUUGGAUAACUUUAUGCUGCUUUAAUUUGGUAAAAUCAAAGAAACUCUUCAUUUUUAAGUGCUCUCUUAUUUUUAUUUUAUUUUAUUCCAGAGCUGUAGAUGGAAACGUUACAGAGUGCUGAGAUUUGUCCAGAUUCAGACUAAUCCUGACUUCACCUGUACAGUCAGGUGUACAGUAAGCUCUGUAGUCUUAAUAGUACUGAGGAGAAAGUUCUUACAGGGAGAACACCUGGUGAAAGAACAUCUACACUUGCGUUAAAAAUAAUUUAAAAAAACGUAAGCAAAAAUA